Molecule: messenger RNA, 858 nt
Organism: Acanthosepion pharaonis
Lineage: Eukaryota; Metazoa; Mollusca; Cephalopoda; Sepiida; Sepiidae
Source: the annotation of a GenBank genome assembly
AUGGAAUAUGAGCACAGAGCAGCGGUAGUACCUUCUUUUCACGUCGGGAAGAAGCCUGCAGAAGAGAUGGCAAGUAGAAGGCCUGGGAGAACAAGGACGAGUUUACUGCCAAACGAAAGGCCCACAACGUUUGUUCUUGGUCCGUUUGGACCGACGAGUUCGUCGCCGCCGUCAAGGAGACAGUCGACAAUGAUGGAAGCCAGAGCUACGCCAAGAUCACCGCUGACAGGGGCUGUCACAAGCAGUCGAUCUACCGAACCAUCAAGAAGGACAUUGGUUACUCCUCCUCACCGCAUGCUCAUCAUGAAUGACUCCAAGCAGCCGAAGAAGGUCAAGGUGGCGGCUUUGCUGAACGAGCUAAAGCACAGGUCCCCCGGGAUGUUGAGGUUCUUCUCUGAUGAAAGGAAUUUCAUCCAGGACCAAACGAGCAACAGGCAGAACGACAGGUGGAUCUGCGAAGAGAUCGAGGAGGUUCCCGCCGUGAAGCAUACGAAGUUUCUCUCCUCCGCCAUUGGCGACCUUUCUCUCAAUUAUAUCUUUCCAUUUACGUCUUUUAUUGAGGCUCUCCCUUCCCACCUACGACCAUCGUUAAAUCGCUUCCUUUUCACUUACGAGCUUGCUUACAUAUCUUUCUUUCAAAUGACGUCCUUCAGUAGAUUCAGUGACUUUCCUCUCACAACCUUCAAAAUUCCUCUCUCUCUCUCUUUCUUUCUUUCCAAUUGCAACUUUCCUUUCUUUUCUUCCAUUCCACGACCUUCAUUGCGUCACUUUCCUUGUAUAAUCCUCAUUCCUUACGCCUCUCUCUUCCCACAACCGGACUUCAUCACGUCUUUUCCUUGCGACUUACGAUAUGACUAA